This is a messenger RNA of Grosmannia clavigera kw1407, 768 nucleotides long. Its product is annotated as nudix hydrolase. The coding region runs from base 1 to 768 and encodes 255 amino acids. The record is from RefSeq and is a predicted model, not a curated record. Gene Ontology annotation, molecular function: bis(5'-nucleosyl)-tetraphosphatase (asymmetrical) activity. Lineage: Eukaryota; Fungi; Ascomycota; Sordariomycetes; Ophiostomatales; Ophiostomataceae. The transcript has a single exon. Gene Ontology annotation, biological process: AMP biosynthetic process; ATP biosynthetic process.
AUGGCAGCCUCGACACCCACCAAAGACGGUACCCGGAAGCCGAUGCUAGAUAUUGACUUCAUCAGUCAAGCAAUGGUCUUCAUCCCGUCAGAGCGAUGCACCAUAUCUUGCGGCACUAUAUGUGUCGACCCAAGCGCCGAUAAGGUGCUGAUUAUAUUUAACAGACGGCUCGGCAUUUGGCAGUUGCCCAAAGGUCGCAAAAACAUUGGCGAGUGUCUGCAAUCUGCCGCACUGCGUGAGACUUAUGAGGAAACAGGCGUGCACGCCUCGCUUUUCCCGCUGAAGAUCCGCACCCGCUCCACCCAGUCAUCUGCGACACCGAUCUUGCCAUCCGCAAACGCGUACCUUGCCAGCGGCACAGGUGCCAUAAUGGCAUCGUGCAGAGCGAGAGACCUAGAUGUACAUAUUGAUGGGCCACAUGUACCCAAUUCAAGUCACAACGCAACACCUAUAAUCGAGCACGAUACACUGGACCAUGACACAUCGCCUACUACGAUCGACCUAAAGUUGACGCGCAACCUUCUGAACAGCGAACUGAUCGGCAUCGUACAGUAUCCCGACCUGCAGGCGGCAACAGUGGACACUACCAAGACGGUGUUCUUCUAUGCGGCCGUGGCUGACUCGACGGCACCAUUAGGGCCGGGUGCGCGGGAGGACCAUGAAGACCUGAUAGCUGAGUGGGUGAACUUCCGGGAGGCGGGCAAGCGCCUCCGCUUCCGCCCGGAGCAGGAGGCCGUGUGCAAACUAGAAGACGACAUGAAGCGGUGA